GGCUUGCUUGCACUUUACUACCAUCAUGAUGCUUGGAGUUUGUCAGCAGUGGCUGCAUAAUUGUGUAUAGUAUCUGGACAACCACGAGACUGCUUACCAAAGCACUGGCCUGGGAUGACGAGGCAUAGGAAAACUACAUAAGGACAGCUGGUUGGAGAUAGACAGCAGCAGAUGGCAGCAACGUCGAGCAACAUCUGAGCCUAGUGAUUCGCCCUUCUCUCAACAAAGCAUGGCAGAUCCAAAAACAACAACCGUGCAGAUGGACGAUGGUGCAAAGCUGCACGUCAAGCUCUUUGGAGACGAUUCCAGCAAAACGAAGCCCCUCUUCAUCGGCCUUCAUGGAGCACCAGGGCUGGUUACUCACAGGGACGCAGAGGCUUUUGCCAGCCAACUGUCUUCCAUCUUUCGAGUUCUGGUGUUUGAUGGCCGCGGGAGUGGCGUUUCGGAUCUGAUCGGGCCUUAUACCCACGAUCGCUGGAUGAAGGAUAUUGAGAAUCUCAGGAAUUGGGCCGGAGCUGAGAAAUUUGUGCUGGGCGGCCAUUCCUACGGAGGGUUUCUGGCCUUGGACUACGCCAUCCAUCACAUUGACCGUCUCCAGGGGUUAAUCCUAAUAGAUACCUGGACGGUUGGGAUGCGAGGGGCCAUGACUGCUUUGGCAAAUGUCUUGCACUCGGAUAGAGUCAAGCCGGACAAGGAUCGCCAGAUUCGAAUGUGGUCGGGCAACCUCCUCAGUGACCAGGACUAUCAACACGGAAUCACGGAAGUCCUCUCCUUCUAUGCUCCGCCCGACGACGUGGCGAAGGAAACGACUGUGAGUGAAGGUGACCAGCCCAUAUCGGUUGCCGAGUUAUUUGGGCCCGGAGGACGAUUUCACAUUCAUGCCAAAACACAAAACUGGGCCUUUAGCCAAAAUAUGCCAAGGUUUGAUGUUCGACAGCAACUGAAGGACAUCACGGUUCCUACGCUCGUCACCGUCGGGCGACAUGACUACGUGACACCCCUGCACUUUGCGGAAGAGAUUGCCAGUGGCAUCCCAGAUUCGAGACUGGAAAUAUUCGAGCACUCAGGGCAUGCUCCUCAUUCAGAUGAACCUCAGAAGUUCAAUCGGAUUAUUCUAGAGUUCCUAAAGACUAGAGUCCUAUAA
This is a messenger RNA of Exophiala oligosperma, 1144 nucleotides long. RefSeq lists its product as uncharacterized. Bases 230 to 1144 code for a protein of 304 amino acids. The record is from RefSeq and is a predicted model, not a curated record. Gene Ontology annotation, molecular function: peptidase activity. The transcript is spliced from 3 exons. Lineage: Eukaryota; Fungi; Ascomycota; Eurotiomycetes; Chaetothyriales; Herpotrichiellaceae. Gene Ontology annotation, biological process: proteolysis.